AUGACUUUAUGUCGGAUUCUACUAUUCUUGAACUGCUUCUUAUUAGUGUUUACAGAUCAAAAUUGCAAUUAUUUGAGUAAUUAAGAAUUAAAAAUAAAAUCAAUACUUCGAGGUUAAUACAAGGAUGUAGCAUCUGAUUCUAAUGGAGCAAUAGUUUCAAGUGCAAGAUAAAUUGUUUUUGUUGGGAUCGUCCAAUAUUCUAGUCCAUUACGAGAUCCAAUUUAUGCUGUUCAACAUGAUAGAGAGCAUAUUGAUACAUAUACUUUGAUUGAAGUUUUAUUUGCAUAAACUUAUGAGUUAAAUUAAAUAAUAGUAUGGUUCUACGAUUUAGACAAUAGAAACUUUUAUUUUUAACUAAUUGUCAAAAAUAGAGAAAAUAUUGAAAAAGUAGUGUUUUUAGGUUAGAGAGUGUAAGGAAUAGUCAAAGUUAACUUUUCAGAUCAAAUGGUAUCCAGCAUAAAAUUAAUUUAUAUGCCUGGUGGCACAGUGAAUGAAUUAACUGUUAUCAAAAUUUAAGCUUAUUAUGCCAAUAGAGCUUCACCAUGA
Messenger RNA from Paramecium octaurelia, 546 nucleotides. The record is from the annotation of a GenBank genome assembly. Lineage: Eukaryota; Ciliophora; Oligohymenophorea; Peniculida; Parameciidae.